Conger conger (European conger) is the source of this 4667-nucleotide messenger RNA. Its product is annotated as endothelial PAS domain-containing protein 1-like. Gene Ontology annotation, molecular function: DNA-binding transcription factor activity, RNA polymerase II-specific; protein dimerization activity; RNA polymerase II transcription regulatory region sequence-specific DNA binding. Gene Ontology annotation, biological process: regulation of transcription by RNA polymerase II; cellular response to hypoxia. NCBI's taxonomy places the organism in Eukaryota, Metazoa, Chordata, Actinopteri, Anguilliformes, Congridae. The record is from RefSeq and is a predicted model, not a curated record. The transcript is spliced from 16 exons. The coding region runs from base 313 to 2820 and encodes 835 amino acids. Gene Ontology annotation, cellular component: cytoplasm; nucleus; transcription regulator complex.
ACGGGGAGACCCGCAACGCAGCGAAGGAAACUUUGAUAUGAUUGAACUCGCGUCUUACUGCCGUUUGUGAUAGUUUCCUGGGAGAAGCUAUACAAUCCUCAGCAGUGUCCUGAGACUGUAUAUACUACUCCAAAUGGCUAGGCUACUUGUUAUAUUUAAUUUAAUUGCGUGUGAAAGUAACAUGUGAAAAAGUUUGAUAUAAAACCGUCAACCGACAUCUGAUAGGUUACUUUUAGUUUUAGACCAGUCUUUCGUUUUUGCGAGGAGACGGAAAUUAUCGAAAGGACGUUUGUCCGUGAUCUUUGAAAUAUCAUGCGCAAAGAAAAAGAAAAAAACAGGAACCCAUCGGAGCACAGGAAGGAGAGGUCCCGGGACGCGGCACGCUGUCGGCGCAGUAAGGAGACGGAGGUGUUUUACGAACUGGCCUGUCAGCUACCCCUCCCCCACAGCAUCUCCACCCACCUGGACAAGGCUUCCAUCAUGAGGCUCACCAUUAGCUUCAUGCGCAUGUGCAGGGUCGUUCGCCCAGGUCGAGCUGAUAGAGAAAAGGAGGAGGACAGGCAGAUGAGCAGUCUCUGCCUAAAAUCUCUGGCAGGUUUUGUUGCCAUGGUCACGUCUGACGGGGACAUGAUCUAUUUGUCUGAGAACAUCAAAAAAAUCAUCGGCCUGUCACAAGUGGAGCUAAUGGGUCUCAGCAUCUUUGACUUCACCCAUCCCUGUGACCACGAGGAGAUCCGUGACAACCUCAGUUUCAAAUCAGACCUUCGAAAGAAGAGUAAAGAGACCAACACGGAGCGGGACUUCUUCAUGAGGAUGAAGUGCACUUUGACGAAUCGGGGACGAGCCGUGAACCUGAAAUCUGCCAGCUGGAAGGUCUUGCACUGCACCGGACACUUGCAAGAGUACAGUGGCCACCCUCCGCACACGCUCUGUGGAUUGAGAGAGCUUCCUCUCGCCUGCAUGGUUAUGCUGUGCGAGCCAAUCCCCCACCCCUCCAGCACCGACCUGCCCCUCAACAGCAAGGCCCACUGCUGCAAAGCCCCGCCUGUGGACUGCACUGCCCCGCCGAUGGACAGCAAGACGUUUCUGAGCCGGCACAGUCUGGACCUGAAGUUCACUUACUGUGACGAGCGCAUCUCCGAACUGGUGGGGUAUGCUCCUGAAGAUCUUCUGGGCCGGUCCGUCUAUGAGUUCUACCAUGCGCUAGAUUCUGACUGCCUGACAAGGAGUCAUCACAACCUGUGCACCAAAGGCCAGGCGGUGAGCGGGCAAUACCGGAUGCUGGCGAAGCACGGAGGAUAUGUGUGGAUGGAAACACACGCCACUGUCAUCUACAAUAGCCAAAAUUCCCGGCCCCAGUGCAUCGUGUGCAUCAACUAUGUUCUGAGUGGUGUUGAGGAGGCGGCAGUGGUGUUCUCUCUGGUUCAGAGGGAGUCUCUGUUUAAGCCGUGCUCAGCUCUGAGCAGCAUUUUCCGGCAGGAUGAGUUGGGUGACGGUAACAACGCCCUUUUUACCGAGCUGAAAGAAGACCCUGAGAAGCUGGCCCAACUCGCCCCAGUGCUCAGAGACACCAUCGUCGCCCUCGAUUUAGGUGAGCCCCAGUUCGAAGAGUCUCCUUCCAGCCGGUCCUGGAUCAGAGAGGUCCCCAAACAGAGGCCUACCAGUGAGAUGUUCAACAUGGCCCCCAUCUUCUCAGUGCUCCAACCCCAGGAGCGGGCUAUGCCCAGUGCCACUUCAAGUGAUGCACCCUGUCUGAACAACAGAGGCGGCUCCACUAUGCCUAGCAGUCCUGGGGACUACUGCAGAUCUGGGGACAGCACACCAAAGAAUGAGCUGACUGAGAAUCUGUUCGCCCUCGAUACUGACACUUAUACCCAGAUGGACCUGACUGGUCUGGACCUGGACACUCUGGCCCCCUACAUCCCCAUGGACGGAGAUGACUUCCAGCUGCAGCCUAUCCACCAAGAGGAGGCUCCCCCUGCAGCAGGUCCCGCCCACGCCCAGGGCUUCCUCAACAUGGCCGGCCUGUUCCAGCCGCUGGAUCCCCCCACUCCUAUCCACACCCACCGCUUCCCUGUUAUGUCCCCCGGGGGGGGAUUGCAGCUGGACUCCCCCUCCCUGGACCCUCAUACCAGCCUGUCUUACCUGGUGGCCCCCUGCUGUGGCACAGCUAGCGUCUCCACUGUGGAUCGUCAUCAGUACAUCCCGUGGCCGCCUGACUCCCCACAGCAGGAUUUUCCCACUGGGUAUCUCCACAAGCAGAGGUCCCUAGAGAACUGUGUCCAGGCCUUCAUAGACCCGAGUCCAGCCCCAAAUGUUCCUGCCCACAGCCUUAAGCGAAAGAGAAACUUUGAAGAUCAGAGCGUUUUCCCUCUCAGGUCUCAGGAUAAGCCCCACAGUGAGUGCUCACAGAUUACAUGGAAAAGGAUGAAGGGCAGGAUGAAUGACUGCUGUGCCUUCCCUAAGCAGAAGUCCACUUCCACCAGCACACUUUCAGAUAAUUUUUCAGUCUUUCAGGCCAGUGGAGACUCGCCCUUUGGCCUGAUAGAAAGACCCCAGAAACCCGCAAGCUCUGAAGAUGGGCCAGAGGAACCCAAACUGCCCCAUCUAGGAUCACUCUACGCCCCCUACAGAGACUGUAGCAUGAACCCAUCCCCCAAAAUUGGAGUAGUGGCGAGCUGUCUGCUGGGGCCCUCCUUUGAGUCUCAUUUCCUGCCGGAGCUGACGCGUUACGACUGUGAGGUCAACGCGCCACUGCAGGGCGACCUGCGACUCCUGCACGGGGGCGAACUGCUGAGAGCCUUGGACCGAACCGCCUAGAGUCCAGCCCUGCGUUCCCCGCUCCCCACAGAGCUGUCCUCACACACCUACAAUAUAUCCUCAGGAGAGCAGCUUCACUUCUGUUACAAUCGUGUAUUUAAUAAAUAUAUAUUUUUUCAAUUAAAAUGUACCAGAAAGAGGGAAAUUACCGAAUACUACCGCGUUUCCUGUUCUUGAACUUGACCACUGUGAGGCCUUCUGCUCUCUCUCUGUCCCUCUCUUAUUCUCUCUUGUUCUCUCUCUCUCUCAAUCCCAUUCUCUCUCCCCCAAUUUUUACAGAAUAAGGUUACUCAUCGUAGAUGAGUAUUUGAUCUCAGUGUGAAGGGAAUAUCUUAAUGUUUAAUGUUUUUAAAUCUUUUUUUUUUUUUUCUAAUUCUUCUGGCUUCUGUUCCUCUGUACCCAUUGCUGACGAUGCCAUCAUGAACUCUUCAAAUUGCUGUAUAGACAUGCUGUGUACCAUGUGUCUUGUCAAGGUAUUUACUAUUUUUAUUGGUCCCUCUGAAGCACUUAUGAUUUUGUUUUAGAUAUUAGAAGAUGGCCCCUUUAGUUGGAGGUCAUCCUUGUAUUUUAUGGCAAAUUGAAAAAUAAGAAGCUGACCUGCGAGGGUUCAGAGGUCAUAUACCAGCACUCCUUUUGAAAUGCCUGUCCUCAACAUCUUCCUUCCAUCUCUCUCUGUCUCUCUCACUCACUCCAUCUCUCUCUCUCUCCCCAACUCUCUCUCACUCCCUCUCUCUCUCACUCCUCUCUCACUCCCUCUCUCUCUCCCCAUCUCUCACUCUCACUCUCUCUCACUCACUCUCACUCUCUCACUCCCUCUCACUCUCACUCUCUCUCUUUCUCUCUCACUCCCUCUCUCACUCUCACUCUCUCUCUCGCGCACGCACUCUAAUGCAGCUUCUUGAGUCUGUGUGUGCUGGUCACUGUAAACCUAUUUCAAGUUUGUAGUGUAUUUACAGAAAUUGCCUCCAAGGCUGUGGUAAUAUCUAUGGUAAUAUUGUAUGGCUCAUCAAUCUCUUGGUACUUUGUCUCAUGUGCCCAAUAGCAGGUUUACAGUAAUAUUCAAGAGUUGUGUUGUGUCUCAUGGUGGUUAUCCAUCCAUCCAUCCAUCAUCACCCGCUUAUCCGGAGUCGGGUCGCGGUGGCAGUAGGCAAAGCCGGGUAUUCCAGGCAUCCCUCUCCCCAGCAACGCAUUCUAGCUCCUCCUGGGGAUCCUGAGGCGUUCCCAGGCCAGGAGAGAUAUAUAAUCUCUCCAGCGGGCUCUGGGUCUCCCUCGGGGUCUCCGCCCAGUUGGACGAGCCCGGAAAACCUCCAGAGGGAGGCGCCCGGGAGGCAUCCUGAUCAGAUGCCCGAACCACCUCAAUUGGCUCCUUUCGACGCGAAGGAGCAGCGGCUCUACUCCAAGCUCCCUCCGGAUGUCCGAGCUCCUCACCCUAUCUCUAAGGCUGAGCCCGGCCACCCUAUGGAGGAAGCUCAUUUCGGCCGCUUGUAUACGCAAUCUCGUUCUUUCGGUCAAUACCCAAAGCUAGAUCGACCAGUAAAUCGAGAGCUUCGCCUCCCGGCUCAGCUCCCUCUUCACCACGACGGUCCGGUGCAACGCCCGCAUUACUGCUGACGCUGUACCGUUCUGCCUGUCGAUCUCUCGCUCCCUUCUACCCUCACUCGUGAACAAGACCCCGAGAUACUUGAACUCCUUCACUUGGGGCAAAGACUCGUUCCCAACCCGGAGGGAGCAAUCCACCGUUUUCCGGCAGAGAACCAUGGCCUCGGACUUGGAGGUGCUGACUCUCAUCCCGGCCGCUUCACACUCGGCUGCAAACCGCUCCAGUGCGUGCUGAAGGUCACGGUCCG